Molecule: messenger RNA, 993 nt
Organism: Penicillium paradoxum
Lineage: Eukaryota; Fungi; Ascomycota; Eurotiomycetes; Eurotiales; Aspergillaceae
Product: ubiquitin-specific protease OTU1
Exons: 1
Coding region: 1-993 (330 amino acids)
Biological process (GO): protein deubiquitination; endoplasmic reticulum unfolded protein response
Cellular component (GO): nucleus; cytosol
Molecular function (GO): cysteine-type deubiquitinase activity
Source: RefSeq, a predicted model, not a curated record
AUGAGGAUACGAAUCCGUGGGCCUUCUGGCCAGUCAACUAUCACCUUCGACGACAGCGCAACCAUCAAAGAUCUCCAAAACCAAAUUGCGGAGAAGACCGGCCUGGAUGCCUUUGACGUCAAAUAUGGAUACCCUCUCAAGCCACUGGAGCUUGACAGCUUUCAACCAGAGCAAAGUAUCCUAGGGGCUGGGAUAAAAUUACAUGGGGAAUCACUCGUAGUCGCACAGAAAGAGGGGGCCAGCCGCGGUGCGAGCGAUGACACGCCAAAAGCACAGCCGGCGCCAUCACAGCCGUCAAUGUCGCAAAGACCGCAAAUACCGCAAGAGUCUUCUGCGGAAGACCCACCAGAAAUUGCUUCCUCAGAUCAUGCCGGAACGUUCGUUCUCCGUGUGAUGCCCGACGACAACUCAUGCCUCUUCCGAGCAGUGGGCGCCGCUGUUAUGGGUGACAUGGAUACGAUGGUUGAACUGCGAUCGAUCAUUGCAGGAGCCAUUCAAUCAAACCCAACAGAAUACACAGCAGCGAUCUUGGGCAAAAAACCAGAUGAAUACUGUACGUGGAUUCAGAACGAGGACUCCUGGGGCGGCGCCAUCGAGCUCAAGGUUCUGAGUGAAUACUUCAACAUCGAGAUCUGCUCCAUCGAUGUACAGACUCUGAACAUGUUUCAGUUUAAUGAAGGGGCGCCCACGAGAUGUAUUGUGGUAUAUUCGGGCAUUCACUAUGAUGUCCUCGCGCUGUCCCCUUCUGACCCACCCUACACUCGUGCCAACCCACUAGCGCAUGGCGAUACAAAGAUCUUUGAGGCUGUUGAUCCGGUUGUGUUGACAAAGGCUAAAGAGUUAUGCCGGAUCUUACAGGGCAAGCACUACUACACCGAUACUUCUGGAUUUACUGUUCGCUGCAACAUCUGCGGAGGCACAUUUACUGGAGAGAGAGGUGCGACUAGGCAUGCCGCUGAAACUGGUCAUUACGAUUUUGGAGAGGCAAGAUAG